AUUUAACAGUUAACUAUGUACAUCACCAUGAAAGGAGACUUGGUUGAAUUGAAUUAAGUAACUUUACCCUCAUUAUGUUUGUAGAGAAAUCUUGUCAUUUCCAGAACAUAAAUUGAUAACCACACCAAAGUUUAAUAUAAAUCAGAUAAGUUGGUGAUUAAUGAUAAAAUUGUGUUGCAAAACUUCAACAAAUAAUUCAUUAAUCGACUCGAUUACGCAAUCAAGAAUUACGAAAUCAGAUUGUAAUAAGCAAUCCAACAAUUUGUGUGUAAUAGGCAAGAAAUCCUCAAAAUUAAUUAGACUGAUAAAAAGUUAGUUACAAGAUAUCUGUGGAUCAAUGACAAUUAUUCAGAAAUCAGAUAUUCUGAUGCUCCUUUAACCAAAAACUUCAAAAAAAGUAUCUCAAUACAAAUUUUUAGUGCCGCUCAAUGAAAUCACAUUUCAAUACCAACAACUUGAUGAUAAAGUUAUGAAAGCACUCAAAAAAUAUGAUCUCUAUCCUGAAUACCUCUUGACAAUCCUACACAAAAAGAAAUAGUUAUCAGUUGUGUUCCUGUCAUUCAGAAAAUUAAAUGCCUUCACAUCACUUUGCAAUUGGAUUCUCAAAUCCAGAGAUUUGCCAUAAAUCCAAUUCUCAGCACUCAUAUUCCUUAAAUUAAAAUUGUAAUAUGCAGCUCAACAAUAGGGUUUGACAAUCAAAAAAUACUUACUCAUCCAGUUAAAUAGAAUCAGAACAUAACUCACUCUUAAAAGUACUCAAUCUCUCUUAUUCUUUUAGGCUUGAAAGACAAAAACUCUUAAAUAUUAGAAUCAGGCAAAUCAUCAGAAAAAAAGCAAUGGUCAGUUUAGUUAACCAUUAAAAAAUCUAAACAGGAUAGUCUGGACAAAGAAAAUAUUAAUAAAAAAAUUUAGUUUUCCUGA
This is a messenger RNA of Paramecium octaurelia, 921 nucleotides long. NCBI's taxonomy places the organism in Eukaryota, Ciliophora, Oligohymenophorea, Peniculida, Parameciidae. The record is from the annotation of a GenBank genome assembly.